AUGAACAAGUGUACCGGUUUUACGGAUCUGUGCAUACCCGUAGCAGCAACAGACGUGCUGGAACCGAUUCUUCGGGAAGCAAUAGAAUUGGGAUAUCGGAAUAUUGCUAUCGAGCAAAUAUUUGAUGCAUCAAAGGCACUCAUCUCUAACAAAAAUGAUGCCAUUCCAAAACCGCAUUGCUUGAAGGAGUUGAAGGCUGCUAUCGGUGGACAACUUCGACUACUCAAUAGGCUAACGGUAAUGUUUAGUGAUACGUCUGUUUCUUUAAUACUUAAUAAAUCGAACAACCUUCGAGGCUACAACCUGAUAGCGGCCUUGCCGACGAAUGAAAGUAGCUUCCAGUAUGCAUGUCAAACAAUGGCCUGUGACCUCAUAACGUACAGCAGUGCGGCGAGUCAUUUGAAAAUGAACCGAAAGUUUUACUAUCUCGCCGUCGAUCGGAACAUAGCAUUCGAGAUAAAAUACGCACCCGCCAUCAUCAACUCAAACGAGCGAAAGGCAACCAUUAAGAGGGCCCAUCGGUAUCAUUCGUUCGGUAAAUCAAAAAACGUCAUCAUCUCCAGUAAUGCGCUGAACCCGUUUCAACUUCGCAGCCCAUAUGAUAUUGUAAAUCUGGGUCUUAUCUUUGGGUUAAGUGAAGAACAAUCAAAGGAAUCGAUCAGAGGGGUUCCCAAUCGAAUUUUGCUCUCUGCUGAAGGACGAAGGUUUGGAAAGGCAGGCGUUGUUAUUUCGCUACGUGACAAAAAGGCAAUGGCCGAGGACAGCGAUGAUUAUUCUGACGGUGAACUUGAGGAGGCAAUCAGCGAUGAGGAGAAAGAAGAUGGAUCCGAUCCAGAUGUAGACAUGUGUAAAGCUAAUGAGACGGAUGAAGACGAUACGGAGUUAAUGCGUCCGCCAAAGAAAAUGGCGAAACAUGAUAAAAGCAGUUAAAUAAACUGCUAAUAU
Anopheles nili is the source of this 945-nucleotide messenger RNA. It is a transcript of the gene Rpp30, whose product is annotated as ribonuclease P protein subunit p30. The coding region runs from base 1 to 930 and encodes 309 amino acids. NCBI's taxonomy places the organism in Eukaryota, Metazoa, Arthropoda, Insecta, Diptera, Culicidae. The record is from RefSeq and is a predicted model, not a curated record. Gene Ontology annotation, biological process: tRNA processing. Gene Ontology annotation, cellular component: nucleolar ribonuclease P complex. Gene Ontology annotation, molecular function: RNA binding. The transcript is spliced from 4 exons.